UUAAAAGCAGCCAGACAAUAAGCACUGAAGAACACAACAUUUUCCUCCAUCAGUAGAAAUUAUUGUUGGGCUACAAGUCAGAACCUUUAUAGGUGGGCCAGAAAGUGAAGAGAAUCAGAUUUCUGAGCCAUGGAAGACUGCUUCAGGAGCAAACAAGGUCUGUGUUUUUUACUCUUCCUCUGUGUGACUGAUGUACUGUGUGUCUCAAUUCAUUAUUCUGUGCCAGAAGAAAAGAAAACUGGGUCUCUGGUGGCUAAUGUUUUGAAGGAUUUGAAAUUUGGGACUGGGGAGCUCUCUGCUCGCAGAGCCCAGCUAGUGUCCAAAAGCUCUAAGCAGUAUUUCCAUCUUGAUGCCCACUCUGGGGCUCUACUCAUAAAUCAGAAAAUAGACCGAGAGGCUCUGUGUGGUCAGAGUGAGCUUUGUUUAUUACAAAAUGAAAUAGUGCUUCAAAACCCCUUAGAGUUCUAUACUAUUGAAGUGAAGGUGGAAGAUGUAAAUGACAAUGCUCCCAGAUUUUCUCAAAAUGAUUUUCAGCUGGAAAUUCCUGAGAAUGUUUUCCCAAAUACAAGAUUCCCCUUGGAAUCUGCUCAAGAUGUGGACCUGGGAGAAAACAGCAUUCAAAAUUACACCUUGAGUCCCAAUGAGUAUUUCAGGCUUGGAAUAGAAAGCAAAAAAGAUGGAAGAAAAUCCAUUGGACUUAUUCUGGAGAAAUCUCUAGAUAGGGAAAAACAGCCACAUUUGGAACUGACACUUAUGGCUUUGGAUGGAGGUGUACCUCAGAGAACAGGAACAGUUCAAAUAAAUAUUAAUAUCUUAGAUAUUAAUGAUAAUUCACCACAGUUUACUCAAUCUGAAUAUGAAGUACGUUUAAAGGAAAACAGUCCUCAGGAUACUCUGGUCUCCAAAGUGGAAGCCAAAGAUUUAGAUUAUGGUUCAAAUGCUGAGAUCGCUUACUUUUUCCAUCAAGUGUCUGAAAAUAUACUUAAUUUGUUUCAUUUGAAUGAAAUGACUGGAGAAAUCACUGUUAAGGGAGAAAUUGAUUAUGAGAAAGAGACCAGUUAUGACAUGAGCAUCAAAGCAACUGAUGGAGGGGGCCUUUCUGGACACUGCAAUGUUCUGGUUGAGGUUGAGGAUGUGAACGAUAAUGCCCCUGAAGUUUCAGUCAUAUCCCUUACUGAUAUAAUCCAAGAGGAUUCUCCCCUGAACACAGUGGUUGCUAUUUUCAGUAUUACAGAUCGUGACUCUGGGGACAAUGGCAAAACUAUGUGCUCUGUUGAGAUGAACCUUCCCUUUGAAUUAAGAAGCACCAAAAAUAACUACUACCAGCUUAUGAUCCAGAGCCCUCUGGACAGAGAAAGAGUCUCUAAAUAUAAUGUCACCAUCACAGCCUCAGACCAGGGAUCUCCUAGGCUCACCUCAACAAGAAUUAUCCACGUUCAGAUAUCAGAUGUCAAUGACAACACCCCAGUGUUUGAAAAGCCUUUAUUUGAAAUGUGGUUACAAGAAAAUAAUAUUCCAGGACUUCUAAUUGGCUCAGUCCAUGCUGUUGAUGAAGACAUGGGACAGAAUGGUAAAGUGAGUUAUUUGCUUUUGCCUGAGGAACUUGGUGGUAGCCCUGCAGCCUCUUACAUCUCCAUCAACUCUGAAACUGGAAACAUGUAUGCCCUCCGAUCUCUGGACUAUGAGCAAAUAAAAGAUUUCAAAGUCAGAGUGAGGGCUACAGAUGGUGGUACUCCUCCUCUGAGCUCUGAUGUUGUUGUGCGCAUUGUGAUCACAGAUGAAAAUGACAAUGCUCCCUUCUUCCUCUAUCCACUUCAGAACAGCACAUCGCCCUGCAAUGAGUUGCUCCCCAAGAUGGCAGAGGCUGGAUAUCUGGUCACUAAAGUGGUGGCUGUGGAUCAAGAUUCUGGUCAGAACUCUUGGCUAUCUUAUGAACUUCUGAAGGCCACAGACCCAGGCCUUUUCAGCAUAGGAGCCCAGAAUGGAGAGGUGAAA
Sceloporus undulatus (fence lizard) is the source of this 1995-nucleotide messenger RNA. Its product is annotated as protocadherin beta-16-like. The annotation marks the transcript as partial. The transcript has a single exon. Gene Ontology annotation, biological process: homophilic cell-cell adhesion. Gene Ontology annotation, cellular component: plasma membrane. The record is from RefSeq and is a predicted model, not a curated record. NCBI's taxonomy places the organism in Eukaryota, Metazoa, Chordata, Lepidosauria, Squamata, Phrynosomatidae. Gene Ontology annotation, molecular function: calcium ion binding.